UGCAAGAAAAUAAAUAAAGAGAGAAUUAGUUGGUUUACCUUUAGUUUUGAUUAAAUGACUUUACUAUUUUGAUUCUAAAAAUAUAAAAUUAUAUUUUUAAUAUAAAUUUUUAAUCAUCAUUACAAGUCACUCUUACUUUCUUUAAUAGUGAGUCGAUAGAUGACGAGCGAAGAAUUGCAUGUCGGCAUGAGUUGACUAACCUUUAAAGAUUACAAAUUUAAAAACAAAAAUUGAUGAUUAUUGUUAAAUAAAAAAAAAGCUGUUCUAAUUUUUGUAGAGUUCGUUUAUUUGAAAAAAUAGCUUUAUUAUAUUAAUUAUCAAAAUGCCGAAAAUACGUGCAGAAAAGGUAUCUCGUGUGCAUAAAGAGGUUACAAGGCAAGGUAUUCAGUUUAAUAAAGAUUUUGGUCAACAUAUUUUGAAGAAUCCUCUUAUUAUACAAAAUAUGGUUGAGAAAGCUGCAAUUAGACCGACAGAUGUUGUAUUAGAAAUUGGUCCUGGUACAGGAAAUAUGACAAUCAAAAUGUUAGAUAAAGCAAAAAAAGUAAUAGCAUGUGAAUUAGAUCCAAGAAUGGUUGCAGAAUUGCAAAAACGUGUACAAGGGUCACCUUAUCAACCAAAAUUACAAAUAAUAGUAGGAAAUGUUUUGAAGACAAAUUUGCCAUUUUUUGAUUUGUGCGUUGCAAAUAUUCCUUAUCAAAUUUCAUCUCCAUUAGUAUUCAAAUUACUUUUGCACAGGCCUAUUUUUAGAUGUGCAGUACUUAUGUUUCAAAGAGAAUUUGCAGAACGUUUGGUUGCAAAACCAGGCGACAAAUUAUAUUGUCGCCUUAGCAUCAACACACAACUUUUAGCACGUGUAGAUAUGUUAAUGAAAGUUGGAAAAAAUAAUUUUAGGCCACCACCAAAAGUAGAAUCAAAUGUAGUUAGAAUAGAACCUAGAAAUCCACCACCACCAAUUAAUUAUCAGGAAUGGGAUGGAUUAACAAGGAUUGGAUUUGUUAGGAAAAAUAAAACACUUUCAGCAGCAUUUAAACAAACUGCUGUAAUGACAAUGUUAGAAAAGAAUUAUAAACUUCAUUGUAGUUUAAACAAUAAGACAAUACCAGAAAAUUUUGAUAUAAAAGAAAUGGUAAAUAAGAUAUUGCAAACUGCUAAAGCAGAAAGUAAGCGAGCUAGGACUAUGGACAUUGAUGAUUUUAUCAGUCUUUUACAUGCAUUUAAUGCUGAAGGAAUUCAUUUUACAUGAAUAAAGAAAAAUUCAUAUAUUUAAAA
Vespula pensylvanica (western yellowjacket) is the source of this 1269-nucleotide messenger RNA. RefSeq names its product probable dimethyladenosine transferase. Gene Ontology annotation, biological process: rRNA methylation. The transcript is spliced from 5 exons. NCBI's taxonomy places the organism in Eukaryota, Metazoa, Arthropoda, Insecta, Hymenoptera, Vespidae. Gene Ontology annotation, cellular component: mitochondrial matrix. The record is from RefSeq and is a predicted model, not a curated record. Gene Ontology annotation, molecular function: rRNA (adenine-N6,N6-)-dimethyltransferase activity. Bases 323 to 1243 code for a protein of 306 amino acids.